Molecule: messenger RNA, 3438 nt
Organism: Nerophis lumbriciformis (worm pipefish)
Lineage: Eukaryota; Metazoa; Chordata; Actinopteri; Syngnathiformes; Syngnathidae
Source: RefSeq, a predicted model, not a curated record
CUUAAUCAUGUCCACACAACAAACACGUCAUCCGCUCUAACCAGCAUGACGUUUUUCGUCGCUUAGAAAGAUUAACUCGGUUUGCUUAAGUCAGUGUCUAUGUGGGCGACACAUGCACCAAGAUGUCUCUAUAGCCCACAGAACGCAAGAUGCGAUGUUAUCUGCGUGCAUUUCUCCUGUGCACCGGGGUCGCCUUCGUGUCGGUCACCGCGGAGGAUAGCCGGGGGAGGGGGCUCAGCGAGCUGACGAUAUCCGACGCAGGGAGACAUGACGCGGGGACCGUUGUCAGGAAAAGCCCCGGAUUGACAGGCCGCGAGCUGGACCGGUGUAAAUCACAGCCAGUUUCUUACUGGAAUCCAUAUUGGAGACUGCCUGCUGAUGCUUGUGGACUCAACUGCUUUUUGGAAUCGUCCUUUAGAGACGACAAGGCAGGCUAUGAAGCCGAGAAGCAAGGCGAGGAGAGCAGUCACUUGGCCGUGGUAGCCUGUGGAGCCCGGCUGGAUGAGACUCUUACCAUGCUGAAGUCUGCCGUCCUGUUCAGCAAAAAGCCUGUGAAAUUUUACAUCUUUGCCGAAGACGAGCUUCACAGCAGCUUCAGAGAUGCGCUGCACUCCUGGCCUCGAUCUGUUCAGACUAGGUUCAACUUCACCAUCUACUCCAUCACUUUCCCUACGGAGAAUGAGAACGAUUGGAGGAAACUCUUCAAACCGUGUGCCUCUCAAAGGCUCUUUUUGCCAGUAUGUUCAUCCAACAUCGUCAGCAAUCAAACUUAUGCAAAAAUAAUGCUAAAAAAUAAAUUAUUUCCUAUUUUCCCUAAGCUCAUCCUGAAGGAGGUGGACUCCUUGCUGUAUGUGGACACAGAUAUCCUCUUUCUGCAGCCUGUGGAAUACAUCUGGGCCCUCUUCACGGAGUUCAACGCAAGCCAGCUGGCCGCCGUGGCUCCAGAACACGAGGAGCCACGUAUCGGCUGGUAUAAUCGCUUCGCCCGCCACCCUUACUACGGCCAGACUGGCAUCAACUCAGGGGUCAUGCUCAUGAACAUGACACGCCUCAGGGAUACUUUUUUUAAGAAUGACAUAACUGCUGUUACACUUCAGUGGAGUGAAAUGUUGAUUCCACUGCUGCACAAGUACAAACUCAACAUCACCUGGGGCGACCAGGACCUUCUCAAUAUCAUAUUUCACCAUAACCCAGAAAGCCUCUAUGUGUUCCCCUGCCAAUGGAACUACCGUCCAGACCACUGUGUCUAUGGCAGCAACUGCAAGCUGGCAGAGAAGGAGGGCGUCUUCAUUCUUCAUGGGAACAGGGGAGUCUACCAUAACGAAAAGCAGCCGGCGUUUAGAGCCGUCUAUGAGGCCAUCAAACAGUACUCCUUUGGCGACAACAUGGAGACCUCACUGCUUCAGCCCCUGGAAGCAUCUCUACAGACCACCACCAAUUCUUACUGUGGACAGGUGAGCCACCUGUUUACCAAGAAGCUGAAACAGAGUAUAAAGUCUGUCAUACAGGGAAGGUGAUUAGUCCAAAGAUCACACACCAACUCCCAAUACCGUAAUUUAGAUGCAUUUUGUCAAGUACCAUAUUUUACAGACUAUAGAGCAGACUGGUAUAUUAGCCGCACCACAGGGUGUAGGCUAGUAAAGUACCACGAUACUAUUGAAUCAUAUUCGGUACUAUACCGCCUCGAAAAAGGUACCGGCCCCUCACCCCCUUUUUAUUUCAUCACAUCAUGACAUUGCUGGUCUUACGAGCAGAGGAGCAUGUUCGGCAAUGCACAAUCACAGAGUACUUACAAGCAGACACUGUGUGUAGACAGAAAAGGGAGAAUGGAAUCAUUUUGGCUUAAAAAGUAAAGAUAAAGGUGAAGUUAUAACACUGAAACGCCCUCAGGAAGAGGUGCUUUAAGACAUGGCUAGCUAGCGAGCAGCUAACGUCCAUCCACAGUCGGCGGUGUUUUAGCUACUUCUAAAUCACUAAUCUUGGCCUCCAUGGCGACAAAUAAAGUACGUUUCUUACAAGUAUUAUUAUCACUGCAGGACGAGGAAUAGCUAAACAUGCUUCAUUACACACCGUAGGAGGAUACAAUAGCUCACGGCUAACAAGAGCUAGCGCUCCUCAAUGUAAACAAAUCCACUGUAUCAUUACAGUGGAUCUACACCUGACAUCCACUGUAAUGAUACCAAGUACAAUAGCGUAUCUAGUCGUUACUACUAUGAUUACAUCAAUAUUUUUUAUCAUCAUAAAAUCUUUUUUAUUUAUUUUUUUAUUCAUAUUAUGUUUAUAAACUCAGUAAAUAUGUCCCUGGACACAUGAGGACUUUGAAUAUGACCAAUGUAUGAUCCUGUUACUACUUGGUAUCGGAAUGGAUACCUAAAUGUGUGGUAUCAUCCAAAACUAAUGUAAAGUAUCAAACAGAAGAAUUAGUGAUUAUUACAUUUUAACAAGUGAACAGAAAAUGAGCAGAUAUUAACAGUAAAUGAACAAGUAGAUUAAUAAGAAAUUUUUACACUUUGUCCUUCAUAAUGUUGACAAAAUAAUAGAAUAUAAAUGACAAUAUGUUACUACAUACGUCAGACUAAUUAGGAGUCUUUGUUUGUUUACUUACUACUAAAAGACAAGUUGUCUAGUAUGUUCAUUAUUUUAUUUAAGGACAAAAUUGCAAUAAGAAACCUAUGUUUAAUGUACCCGAACAUUUUUGUUAAAAUGAAGCCAAUGACGCCAUUUUUUUGUUGUCCCCUUUAUUUAGAAAAGUAUUGAAAAACAUUUUGGUACCGGUACCAAAAUACUGGUAUCGGUACAAUUCUAGGUGCGCUAAAAAAAAAAGACAAGAAAUGACAGGCAAAAGUCCAUUUCUAGUUCUUAACCUAUCUGUUUAACACACUUUUUGCAAGUAUGUAAUGACUAAUUCUGCAAAUCUGCCCCUCUGCCCAAACCUCCAAGUAGAUUGCAGCCUGUGGGAAAGACGAGUCUUUGUGUUUUAAGUAAAUGGACGACCUGUAUCUUUGAGUACUGUAGUUCCAUCCACUCCAUCUGUUUUCAAACAGUUCCACGGCUUUCUUCAAAGAUUUUUUGGUACAUGCCCCCAAUAAGCUGCAUGACAAACACACUGGGGCCUACUGAAUUAUUAUCUGUUUACAACUGCCAUACUGUGUGUAACUUGGGAUGGUACUACUUAAUUUAUGAUGUUUUUUCGAGUGCUGCUUCAUAUGAAAUACUACCAUCCCUUCCUUUUCAUUUUCCCCCUCAUUAUGGAAGAAAACACGCUGAGUUUACUUUGGCCCUGCAAAGAUUAUUAAGUUUCGCAGCAGAAGAGACAAUCAGAAAGAGGGAGAUUUGUAUUAAUGGCAAGAUCAUGAGGAUAAUGAGUAAUACAUUUUGUUUAGGAGCACUUUUCAAAAAACUCAAUUAGCAAUACCGUAUUUUUCGGACUAUAAGUCG